UCUCUCUCUCUCUCUCUCUAGUGGAAAAGAGAAGCUUUAAUUGGUCUAUUUAUGUGCAUUUUCCACAUAUAUGCAUGUAUAAAAACCAAUUGCAAGAAUUGGCUCAGAGAAGUUGCUUCAACCUACCAUCUUAUUCUUGUACUCGGGAUGGACCAGAUCAUGCUCCUCAAUUUAAGGCAACUGUUAACUUCAAUGGGGAGACUUUUGAAAGCCCUACAUUCUCCUCUACUUUGAGACAGGCAGAAUAUGCUGCAGCUGAGGUAGCUCUGCACACACUUGCAAACAGAGAUCCUUCUAGAACACUGGCUGCAAGAGUUUUGAUUGGAACUGUAAAUGGAACAAAGAGCCAACAGAGGACCCAAAUUAAAUUAGGAAGCAGUUCAUGGGCUAUACUUAAAAAGGAAACGUAA
Molecule: messenger RNA, 410 nt
Organism: Ilex paraguariensis (yerba mate)
Lineage: Eukaryota; Viridiplantae; Streptophyta; Magnoliopsida; Aquifoliales; Aquifoliaceae
Source: the annotation of a GenBank genome assembly